This is a messenger RNA of Oncorhynchus masou masou (cherry salmon), 2286 nucleotides long. Its product is annotated as putative methyltransferase DDB_G0268948. The record is from RefSeq and is a predicted model, not a curated record. Bases 290 to 1105 code for a protein of 271 amino acids. The transcript has 7 exons. Gene Ontology annotation, molecular function: S-adenosylmethionine-dependent methyltransferase activity. NCBI's taxonomy places the organism in Eukaryota, Metazoa, Chordata, Actinopteri, Salmoniformes, Salmonidae.
AACAUUUGUUGGAUGCCAAUCGCCGUUAAACCUCAUCGAAUAAGAAGCUUUUACAGCUGUUUGGCAGCUUUUUUACGUUUCAACAUUAACAUUUGCCUUUAUAUUCGUGAGGUUGUUUGGCGACUGAAGUUUACUUCCAGAGUCUUGCUUCCGAGUGUCGUUGAUUAGGGUGUGGACGGAGCGCUUUCUGUGAGACAGCAGGUCCUAAGUGAAGGAGCAGGUCUGUCUGCUGAGUCACUGCAAGCAGGAAAGGGCACUAGGCUAGUGGAGCAGCUUACCGCAGAGCACCAUGACCUACCGGCUGUUUGAGGAGAAACACCAUGCCUCCAUCUACCAGAGGUACCGCUUUGUACCCCCAGAGGAGAUCAGAGACAUCAUCCUGCAUUACCUGGAAAGGAAGAAAGUCCAGCCUCAUGCCCUAGCUGUGGACCUGGGCUGUGGGACGGGGCAGAACUCACGCCUGCUGGCCCCACAUUUCCAGGAGGUGGUGGGCAUUGACAUCAGCGAAUGCCAACUGGAGGAGGCCAGGGCAGUGGCAGGGUUCAACAACAUCACCUACAGGAAAGGGACAGCUGAGGAGCUGCCGUUUCCGGAUGCUUCUGUGGACCUACUGACUGCAGCCUCAGCAGCCCAUUGGUUUGACCAGCAGCGGUUCCUCUUGGAGGCAGGCCGGGUCCUGAAGCCUUGCGGCUGCAUGGCUCUGCUUGGCUUUGCUGAUAACUUCAGACUCCAUUACGGCACAUGUGGGGACAGACUCACUGACAUCUGUGAUGAGUUCAAGAAGGUGCUGUUGCCAUACACCAGCACACAGGUAGCCGUGUCCAACACCAAACUAAAGGAGCUUUAUACUGCUAUCCCCUUCCCUGACAAAGAGAGGAUUGAGUGUAUCCCACUGAAGCAGCAGAUCUCAGUGAGGAACAUAGUGGGCUUCAUGGAGUCCUUCUCCACGUACCAGGCCUUCCAGAGGGCCGAGCCUGAUGCUGCCACCACACUGCUGCAGAGAACACUCAACAGGUUUCUGAAGGAGAUGGGAGUCACAUCACCAGACACACUCAUGGAAGUGACGCUGGAGUAUUUCUGUGUCCUGGCGUCUAAACCGGAGUGAACUCUUCAGUGUGAAUGUGUUUGUAUGUAGACAGAUGUUUCUUAAGCUUGUGUCAACCAUGUUUAAGCUGUUAAGUAGUAUUCUGUUCACAUAAGAUGUCAUUGAAGUCCCUUUGGUUUUGUCUCUUCUUUUAUACAUUGUAAUGUAGAGCAAACUAUUAGCCUUAGUCACAUCAUUACCAAAAUGCUUGCCACAUUUAGUAUCUUCCUUGCCUGAGAUUGACAAUAAAAUGUGUCUGUAGACACAAUUGUAACUUUUGAAUAUUAUUUAACUUCAGGGCUGUAUCAAGUGUCUCAGAGUAAUAUUAUGAGUGUGGAUUUUAGGAUCAGUUUUUUCUUCACUAAUUGGUCUUUUGAUCAGGUCUGAAAAAGAUGUGGUUGUGAUUGGUAAAAAUAUCAGAAUUGGGCUGACUGUCUAAACGCAGCCAUAGGGCUGCAGAUUUUUGGUUUGUUUCUUUUUAUAUGCUGUAUGCAUGGGUUCAACCCAAUUCAUUACAUUAUGCCAACUGAAAGACCUUGGGUCGGUUCUUGGACCAGUCCUUCAGAUAUUGACUGUUUAUAAUGAACUCUUUUAGUGAGCUAGUAGUAGUGCAGCUCAGUACAAAGCCUAUUGUUGUUGAUCUAUGGCUUAGUGAUCAGUUGGAAUAGGGUUUUUAUCUAAGUAAGGAAACUGAACUCAUCAUGCUUUUGUAUUUUCCCACAUCAAUCACAACAGAGAACACACCCUAAGGGAAAACAAGGUUCUGAUCCCUCCCAUCUCCAGAGGACUUCUUAUUGGUUCUAACACAGCUCUCUUUGAACCCAUGUAACCCUGGCUCCCUUCAUAAACAUCCUCAUUAGCAAACAACCCACAUUCCUUAUGAAGCCGCUGCACCGCCCCUUUCUCUAUCUCUCUCAUAUUAGCCUGGCCAAGCACCUAGUGGUUUCCCUGAACUGGCCAUGUGAGGUAAGGGAAACUCCUGAUUACAUUCAUUAAUGUGGCCUCCACACCCCAGUGAGAAAGAGUUUUCCUGAAUUAAAAAAAAACAACUUAUGAAUAGCACGUCUAUUUCUGGGUUGGACAAUACCUUUUGUAUUCCUGUUUUUUCCUGUAGUACAGCUCAGUGGCAUGGCCAAUCGUCUGUAAGGAGCAUGAAGGUAAGGAGCAUGCUGCCUCCUACUGGAAAUAAAGAGUCUCCCUCA